GAAGCAUGUUUUUACAGCGGCACGUUCUGUGCAGCAGUACAUGCUUGCAGAUUGUUUAGGUGUGUAUAGACUGUUGUUAAAAACACGGUUAAAAAUUGUAUCUGAAUAAUGGGUGAACACGAGCGCUACCCGCCGCCGAGCUUCAUGACGCCGGCGGAACCGUCUGUCCACCGGACACCCCCGAAAUUCGAGGCGGCCAGAGAUUGGAACUGGACCCAACCGACACCGGCUGUACCCUGGAACCACAGCCCCGGUCCAUAUGGAGGGUUCGGACACCAUCAUUUUUACAACCAACAUCAACAUGCAGGUCCACGUCCUCCUCCUCCUCCUCACAGACCUGAGUGGCAGAAUCAUGGAAACAAGUGGGGCAGAAAGAAGCAGAAGAAAGAGCAAGAGUUCAGUCACUUCUGCGACACGUGUGACAGAGCCUUCAAAAUUCAAGAAAAGUAUGAUGAACAUAUUUCACAGCAUGUGAAGUGUUCUGUUGAGGGCUGUAAUUUUAACGCACAUGAGAAACUGGUAAAGAUUCACUGGAAAAAUAAUCACGCUCCAGGUGCCAAGAGAAUUAAACUGGACACACCAGAAGAGAUCGCAAGAUGGAGGGAGGAGAGGCGCAAGAACUACCCGACGCUGAGUAACAUAGAGAAGAAGGUAAAGAUGAUGGAAGUGAAGGAGCAGAGAGGAGAUGUUCUGGAGACGGCACAGUUUGGUCGUAUGAAGAACCGCGGCAGAGGCCGAGGCUGCGGAAGAGGGUUUGGAAGGUGGAGUGAAGGUGCCGGUGAAAGAAUUGAACCCGUGACCCCAGAGACGGACCAGCCAAUGUCACUUAAGCGGCCGAAUCAGGAUGAAGACCCUCUUGGAGCUCUAGCAAACAAUGACCCGGGAUCUGAUAAUGAGGAGUCUGGUCAAAAGAAGCAGGCUGGACUCUCGGUUGCCCCCAGAAAUGUGACGUCUGCCCUGGGAUCACUCAUGUCCAGUUACGGGGGUGACAUGACCACCAGCGAAAGUGAAGGAGAUACAGAUGAUUCUCCUUUGUUACGAGCGUCUCGAGCUGUGGAGGAGAAUAAGACGCUACUGGUGGAUCAUCCUAUUCCCGUUCAGAACCACUCUGUACAUCACCCAGAGAAGCCUGCAUACAGCCCACAACAAUCCCAUCAUGCCCCUGCCGGAAGAGGCCGAGGGGGUCGUGGGCCUCAGAGGGGCAAGGGUCAGAGAGGAGGUCACAAUCACCUUAGCAAAUCGCAUAAGCCAACGCUUCUCGAGAUGUUAUUGGCUCCGGACAUUCGCCAUGAGAGGAAUGUUAUUCUUCAGUGCGUUCGAUACGUCGUCCGGAAGGGAUUCUUCGGUUUGGCUGCUAAAGACAGUAAUGAAAUCGCAACUGUGAGUACAGAUGACUCCGCGUGUGAAGACACCUCAACGUGCAACACGAGAGAGGAUGGAGAACGCUCGGGUGCCACCCACCAAUCACAGGAGGAGCUGAAUAAAACGAGAUCUCCAGCAGCCUCGGAUGAAUCCGUUUCGAGUCUGGACACGGCCAAGCAGCCCAGCGUGUUCCUGCAGCUGUUUGCUCGCAGUUUAGUGUGCGAGGAGCCGGCUGACGGUCCUAAAGACCUUUCUAAAGCAUCAGAGAUUGAUCAGAACACAUCCAAAGAGGGGGUAGAGGAGGCAGAAGACAGGCAGAGGUAUCCGAAGUGUACAAUGAUAAACGCCGUCGACCAGUAAUGACUUAAGUGUGCUCAUUCGUACCGUAAGAUGGUCAGCGGGAUCUGAAAACCAUAAAGGCAACAUUAAUAAUCCUUUGUUUUGCGUAGAAUAAUUAGACCUGUCGAAUUAAAUGACAGAUUAAAAUGAGUUUUGGCAUCGAUUGGGUUUGCCCUUUAAAAUUUAUUGGUUGUUGGUGCAUUUUCUGCCUUUACAAUCUGACAGUGUUUGUGUGAUGGAUCUGCGUGGACAUGUGUAUGUUCAGAUGGAUCUCUGAAUCUGAGUUUGUCAUAUUCAUGAAAGUGGAGAUGCUGGAAGCUCCUCGACUGUUUCUUGUGUCUUUUGUGAAGAAUAACAUGCGACACGAUGACCUGUCUCAUCCGAAUUCUCCAGAUUUUCUCAUGUGAUGAGUGGAGCAACCACGCCAUCCUUAUCUCGACAACGUUUGUCACAUCUUUGAACUUGUGUCCUUUCCUCUGCGAGCGACAUGCAAAUACUUAAGUGCCUAUUUAUUAUGAAAUCUUAUUUUUUCAGUCUAAAUACAUAAAAAAAUAAACACAUUAAUCAUUCCUG
This is a messenger RNA of Triplophysa dalaica, 2274 nucleotides long. RefSeq names its product nuclear FMR1 interacting protein 1 (gene nufip1). The transcript is spliced from 10 exons. Gene Ontology annotation, biological process: box C/D snoRNP assembly. Lineage: Eukaryota; Metazoa; Chordata; Actinopteri; Cypriniformes; Nemacheilidae. The coding region runs from base 109 to 1722 and encodes 537 amino acids. The record is from RefSeq and is a predicted model, not a curated record. Gene Ontology annotation, cellular component: nucleus. Gene Ontology annotation, molecular function: RNA binding.